Molecule: messenger RNA, 1868 nt
Organism: Caenorhabditis angaria
Lineage: Eukaryota; Metazoa; Nematoda; Chromadorea; Rhabditida; Rhabditidae
Source: the annotation of a GenBank genome assembly
AUGGAGAGCCACCUCCGCCGUUUCUCGAUGAAACUUUAUACGGUUCCUUUCGAGGAAAAAAAUAUUUUCGCUUUUAUCAAAAAUUCACAAGAAAGAGAAAUUGCUGAGAUGUUGUUUGGAUCAAUAUUGAUGAAGAAUUUAAGAGAUUAUUCCGGAGGAGGAUAUCAAUUUGCACUCGAUUUUUCUCAUAGAUUCCAAGUGAUUUAUAGAAAGAUGGAAGAUAAAUUGAAUCGAUUCGAAUCGCCCGAAGAAGCAAUCAAAGCAAUGGUUAGAAUGGGAGGAGACAAAUUAUAUUUUCAAAUGCAGUUUUUCGAUGUUAUUAUCAGAAAUAUGGUGCCGAUUAUCGAUUAUUCUAAAACCUCUGAUAAACUUCUCAAUGAUGAUAUUCUUAAUUUUUUGUAUGAUAUCUGUGAGUUAUUUUUCCGAUUUGAUUCUUUUAUAUUUUACCCAGAGAAAUUGAACAAUUUUUGAAAUAUACAUUUUUUACAGCUCCACAAUACUGGAAAGAUUGCAAAUUCCGAUUCGAUGGCUUGAACGACAAUUUUCAAAUGCACUAUUACAUUGUGAAGGGAAUCAUCUAUGCUGCUGCUCGAUUGGUUAUUGACACCUUCAGAUAUUUUCAUGAUUAUCAAACAAAAUCGGGUUUAUUCACAGGAUUCACCAAUCUGAAGGUAUUUUUAAAGGUUUUUUUUGAAAAUUAAACUACAUUUAUUUUUAUGUGUAUCCUAAAAUUUUGAAUUCCAUCUUUUCAUUUUUUUUGUCAAGCUAAAUUUUCUUUGAAAAAAUCAUUUUCCAGAAAAUUUUGAACAAAGACCUGAAAUUUGAUAAGAAUCAAAAAUGUUUUUGUUUUCAGAAUAAGCACAUGGAAUUGGAACAAAAUGCGAAUGUGGAGCCGGGAGUAAUUGAGAAUGAUAGUGAACAUGUUGAAGAUACGAUGGAAGUUUCAGCUGAAGUUCCGAACUCACCACAAUUUUCAUCGGAUCAACACGAAUUUGAUGAAUUCGCACAAUUAGUCGAAAAUUCGACCCGAAUUGAUGUGGAAUGCAAGUGGAUGUUUAAAGAAUUAUGGAAGAUCAACAAGGAAAAGAAGAAGGAACUCGAACAACUUUGAAAAAUGUUUUAAUUGAAAAUUCGUUUUGUCAAAUAUUUUUUUGUUUUUGUAAAUGAAUUCUAUUGUUUUUUAAUUUCUGAAAGUUUGGUUGAUACUCGGUUUUUAUGAGCCAAAAGAAUUAUCUUCUGAUUCGAAAACACAUUUUUAUGGAAAACUUCGAUGGAAAAUAUAGGAUUGGCGGGUUGUUUAUUGUUUUCAGAAACGAAUCUUGAACUUAACUUUUUAUGACAUUUCAGAUGGUCGAGCAACAAAAAUCAACCGAAAUUCCUGAAUCUCAAGGUGAGUUUUUUUGGGCUAAUGGUUUCGAAUAAAUUUACUGAAAAUUAGAAAAUAGUUCGUUUAAAAAUUGAUCAAAAGUUUGCAAUUUUCGUGGUUCUUUCUGCUGACAUAAGUCCAAAAUCCCAUUUUUUUGGUAGUUUUUUGAAUGUGAAAAGGAAUUUGAAAUCAGUAUUUUUCGGUGAUUUUUCAUUCAAAACCAAGAUAAAAUCUAGUGUUUCCUAUGAAUCUAGAAAUUUUCAAAUUCCACAAAACACAAAACAAAUCUAGUUUUCAGAUUCUUCACUUCUUCCCAAAAUUGCUCAAUAAUUAUCGAUUGAUUGGAAUACUGUUCUUAUAUAAUUGUGAGUUUUUUAUUCUUCUAAAAAAUCUAGAAUUUGGGGGAUACUGUAGCCUACAGUAACCUCAAAAUGUUAUAAAAAUUUCUAUAUUUAUUUUGUUUUUCAAUAUCUAAAUUUUUUCAGAUUCUGCUCUACUUUGA